Messenger RNA from Harpegnathos saltator (Jerdon's jumping ant), 2465 nucleotides. RefSeq names its product wurstfest (gene fest). NCBI's taxonomy places the organism in Eukaryota, Metazoa, Arthropoda, Insecta, Hymenoptera, Formicidae. The record is from RefSeq and is a predicted model, not a curated record. The coding region runs from base 1136 to 2446 and encodes 436 amino acids. The transcript has 7 exons.
AUUCGCAUUAAGCAUUUGCAAAGUUUCCCGAUAAUUACUGUAACGGCGCAUGAAGUCAUGACAAAUUAAAGCUUAUUGCGAGUAUUUUCCUCAUCUAUGUCUCUCUUUUCCCCUUGUUUCUCUGUCUCUCUUUUUCCAUUUUCUUACGUUAUUACUCUUCUAAUAAAACCCCACCUGCAUGCCAUAAUAACGCUUCAAUAAUUGCUAUUAUAAUUUCAUGUUGCGCAAGAAGAAACAAUUAUGUAAUGAUGUAUACGAUGUCUCAAGUCGAAUUUUGUGUAAUAUGCAUGUGCAUAUUACAUAAGACUCGUACGUGCGUCUACGAUUUGAAUCUUGACAACAUGCAACGUGAAAUUUUCCACAUAUUAAGCAUUAUUUAUUGAACUGCCUUAGGCGUUUUUUUUCAGUGUUGCAAUUUUUCACGACUGACUUUACAUUCUUACAAAACAUAUGUCUCAAAACAAGCGUUCGUCUCACCUCGCAAGAUAAUGUUAGAUCUUUUUAAAGCUAGUAUAAUUCCCGUGACACACACAUACGAUAUAUGUAUUCUCGUAAGAAACGAAGAGCGAAAAUAACACAAAAGAAGAGUUUUUUCCUACUUCUGCACACACAGCAUUCGAUACAUGAAAAAGAUUCCCGCAGUGAAAACACGGUGUGUCGUGUAUUCCGGGACUUGCAUGUAAGUCGUGUAAGUUUAUCGCAAAAUGUACGGCUGAAAAAUUACAGGCAAUGAUCAUAAAUAAAACAUUGACGAUAACGAUUUAAUAUUACAAGUGUGUAAGAUCAUUAUGAAGGACAUCGACAUGCGCAUGCCACGGUUAUAGAACACAGACGUACGAUAGUCGAUUGACGAAUGAAUCUGUCUUGGAAAACCUAAUUACACGUUAUAUUUCGGAAAUAUGAGAGAGUUAUUUUGCAAUCAAUUUCCGAUGAAAAUUGUCUCCGUUGUUUUCCGCGUUCUGAAUCGUCAAAUGAAGAUCACAAGCCAGAGAACAUUGGCCACGAGAACGCCGUCAGAUCAUCAGUUGUUUUUCAGCGGAUCACCAGGACGACGAAGAAGACAUAGCGAGACGCUUGCUCGUCAACACGGCAUAGAUCUAUCGCGUCAGCGUCUUUUCGUUUGUACCCAGGCUUCAUGCGAGCAAAUAGUCGUGGCGCUGAAACGCGCGUUCAUGUCUCCCGGGAACCUGAAAUCGCCUCAGCCGUGGAUCAUGCAGGCGAGGCCGGCCAAGCGGCGGUUACCAAGCACCGGAAGUCCCGGCGCAAGAAACCGAAGAACGCUGCCGGUGACACCAAAGUGAAAGGAACGACGAAUGCCUGCAACGAAUUGCGGAAAGAAAUACACAAGUCUUAUGCCUUGCCGACAAUGCCGACGACACCGUCCUACUCGAUGACAACGAUACAAAAUCAGACUAGUUCAACUACGACCAUGCGACCUCGAUCUCUCUAUACCGCACAUAAUUAUCAUCCUCAAUCCGAGGAUGCCAAUUUUCAACGAUACGGUGAGCUGUCUAAAUAUUUUGAGCCUCCGGCGGAUCAAUGGAGCAGCUUGGGUGGCACAGCAACUACAGCAUACUCGGGAUCGGCGGCAAUUUGGCGACAGGCCAGGAAGUCGAUCUCGGGCGGGCCUUAUUAUACGACCGAGGAGUCCUCCAUUUACACUGAGAACUGGAGAGAGCAUGAUGCCGCCGAUGCCAGUGUAGGUGGCAUCGUCGCAACCCCUCACGGCACUAUAUCUUUACGACUGCACAAUAGAAUACGCGUAGACAUGACCAUCGACCGUGCCGUUAGAGUCAUCAAUUUCAAGAAUAACACAGUUCUGUCAUUGAGCGGCCGCGGAGCAGACGCCGCCUUGUUACAUCCGAACGGCAGGAUAUAUCAGUAUGGAUCACGAGUGGAGAUCGUCGCGCAUGAUACACACGGCAACAAUAAGUACGCGAAGAUGUGGUAUAAAGGAGUUAGUUUCACGUCAGAGCAAUGUGCGCUCGUCUAUCUGGUUGAUACGGCUGGGACUAGGACCACCACAGAUUCCUUCUCGGACAUGAGUCAGGAUUUCUCGCUGAAUGUCUUCUACACGGGUUCCCGUUAUGGACCGGCAUGGCUGCAGGAAGCCGCGGGACAUCUCAGUAUGGCUGAGUACUGGCAAACGGAAGAAGGCGUUGAGAAUUGGAUUAUCAACAACGUCAGAGUAUCCCAAACUCCAGAUGGUCUCGUCAGGAUUGCACGGAACAGUAACAAAUAUCAACUACGUACAUCGCCCAGCAACGGUACGGCAUCCGUGACUACGCCCUUCUUACACUGCACCGCUUCCUUGGGCCAAACUUCUUCGCAUCUAUUCGUGCGUCGUGGCGAGCGCCGCAUGCACUACGACGGUACCAGUUUUAUCGUGAGGAAUGCGGGACAUAGUGCUGGCUUUGACGAUAAUAAUCAGUUGAAGGUUUACUAGAAGAGAGCCUCGCGGAUAU